AUAUCACCCGGAUUUAUGCAAAGAAAAGGUCAGUAAAAAGACGCGAUUGAGUUACUACAAUCAUUAAAUGCACCAUGAGAGCUCCCUUUUCCCUCGGCCUCGCUCUUGCGGUGCUGGUGGAGGUCGGCUUCACCCAUCUUGUUCAGGAUGAAGGAUUCCAAUUCUUGGAAAAGCGAGCCUCUUGCGGCUCCAGCGCUGGCUCAUGCCCUUCGGGAUCCUGCUGCUCUGAGUCGGGCUUCUGUGGCACCACCAAGGAUUAUUGCGCUGCCCCCGGCUGCCAGCUCACUUACAGCAACGGCUGUGAUACCUUUCAAAAGCCAGUCGGCGAUUCUACGGAGAAUAUCGCUCGGCCCAAGAUUGGAAACGUUCCCUACGGCACCAUCAUCACCACGUGCAGCUCGCCCGGGCAGGUCGCACUGACCUAUGAUGACGGCCCCGAGAGCUUCACGAGCGCGCUGCUCGACAAGCUGGACGCGCUCGGCGUCAAGGCCACCUUCUUCGUCUCGGGCAACAACGUGGGCAAGGGGGAGAUUGACGGCUGCGGCAACUCGUGGGCCUCCAUCGUCAAGCGCGCCUACGACGCGGGCCACCAGAUCGCGCACCACACCUGGACGCACCAGGACCUCGAGGCGGCCAACAGCACGGUCCGCAAGACGGAGAUGAUUUACGACGAGAUGGCCUUUCGCAACAUCUUUGGCUGGUUCCCGACGUACAUGCGCCCGCCGUUCCUCUCGUGCGGCUCCAACUGCCAGGCCCUCAUGAGCCAGCUCGGCUACCACAUCGUCAGCACCAACCUCGACACCAAGGACUACGAGAACGACUCGCCCACCCAGAUCCAGGUCUCCAAGGACAGGUACUCGGCCGGCAUGUCCAACACCUCCAUCUCCAACAGCUACAUCGUCCUGGCCCACGACACCCACGAGCAGACCGUCACCAACCUCACCGACUACAUGGUCAGGGUGGCCAAGGACCGCGGCUACAAGCUCGUCACCGUGGGCGAGUGUCUCGGUGACCCCAAGGAGAACUGGUACCGAUCCGCGGGCUCGGCCGGCGCUUGCACCCCUGCCGGCGGUGCCGGCAACAACACUGGCGGAAGUAGCAGCAGUAGCAGUAGCAGUAGCACCAGCGCAGCAACUUCGAGCUCUUCGGCCUCGAGCCCCCCGAUCAAGGUGCCAGUCACGACGACCUCCAGCACCGCCGCCGCCGCCUCAUCCAGCUCCUCUAGCUCGGCCACAAUCUCCAAAGAUCAGAGCUGCGGCGGCACCAACGGUUACACUUGCAAAGGCUCCGCGUACGGCAACUGCUGCUCCGCCUAUGGAUGGUGCGGCUCGUCUCCGGCGUACUGUGGCACAGGCUGCAACCCAAAGUACGGAACAUGUGAUCCCACGUCCGACACCCUCACGAACACCACCGUCGGCCUGUGUGGCCCGAGCUAUAAUGCGACCUGUCUCUACUACGGAACAAAAACCUGCUGCUCAAAGUAUGGAUAUUGCGGAAACACCGCCGCCUAUUGUGGCACUGGGUGUCAGCCAAAGUACGGAACCUGCACCGGGUGAUAUGUUGGUUUGUAUGGGUACUCGGUUCUCCAUGUGCACGUGUCUUAAUAGCGCCAUACUAUUCCUUCAACACGCUCUCUCACGUUUACAUGACAAAUGAACAAGUCUUGUACGUCAUGUACAUAUAUGCGUUGGGGACGAUUGCAGGUUUGGAGGUACUAGUUUUCGAGAGAGCAGCCAGGGAGCAAAAGCUAUCAAUCUACACUACCAAGC
This is a messenger RNA of Purpureocillium takamizusanense, 1769 nucleotides long. RefSeq lists its product as uncharacterized. Gene Ontology annotation, molecular function: hydrolase activity, acting on carbon-nitrogen (but not peptide) bonds; chitin binding. NCBI's taxonomy places the organism in Eukaryota, Fungi, Ascomycota, Sordariomycetes, Hypocreales, Ophiocordycipitaceae. The transcript has 5 exons. The record is from RefSeq and is a predicted model, not a curated record. Bases 75 to 1556 code for a protein of 493 amino acids. Gene Ontology annotation, biological process: carbohydrate metabolic process.